Molecule: messenger RNA, 1773 nt
Organism: Condylostylus longicornis
Lineage: Eukaryota; Metazoa; Arthropoda; Insecta; Diptera; Dolichopodidae
Gene: Acph-1
Product: prostatic acid phosphatase
Exons: 2
Coding region: 190-1458 (422 amino acids)
Biological process (GO): dephosphorylation
Molecular function (GO): phosphatase activity
Source: RefSeq, a predicted model, not a curated record
UUGAGUUAAGAUUUUAAUCGUGGCAGGCAACAAGUAAAGAGUACGGUGCACGGUAUUUUGGUGAGAGAUAACCUCGUAUUGGGCUGAAAUAUGAAAAUAUUAACACAGGUUUUAUUCUGAAAUAACAGUACUACUCAAAUGCUAACGUUUGUUUAUUUUUAACCAUUUUUCUAAAUUAAAAUUUUUGAUAUGAGUAGAAGUAUAAAUUUUGGAUUUAUUCUCCUUUUUGCAUUCUUUUCAAACUGUUUAUCUGAUGAGUUAUCUGGGAAAUUAGUUUUCGCUCAUGUUAUUUUUAGACAUGGCGAUAGAACUCCUGUUUCUCCAUAUCCUACUGAUCCAUGGAGGGAUCCUAAAUUUUGGCCUACUGGUUUUGGUCAAUUAACCAAUAUUGGCAAAAUGCAACAUUUUGAACUUGGAAAGUGGUUGAGAAAUCGGUAUCACACUUUAUUGAACGCUUCAUAUUCUAGAGAUGAUCUGUUUGUGCAAUCCACAGACGUUGAUAGAACGUUAAUGAGCGCUUUGUCUAACUUAGCUGGUUUGUAUGAGCCAAAAGGGAAUGAUAUUUGGAACAAUAAUAUACUUUGGCAACCAAUUCCAGUUCACACUGUACCUGAAAAAGAUGAUAAUAUGCUUGCUGGCAAAAAGAGUUGUCCAGCAUAUGAGUACGCAGUUAAUCAAUUGAAAAACUCACCUGAAUUUCAAAAACUAAACAAAAAAUAUUCGUACAUGUAUGAUUAUUUAACUAAAUAUACAGGUAAAAUUGUAGACACAAUAGAAGGUGUCGAACAAAUAUAUAACACUUUUUACAUUGAGCAGCUGUACAAUAAAACAUUACCAGAAUGGACAAAGAAAGUAUUCCCAGGAGGAGAUAUGAAGAAUAUAGCUGAUCUUUCUUUUGCUUUGCCAACUUAUACAAGGAAACUCGCAAGGCUCAAAAUUGGCCUUUUAGUGAAGGAUAUUUUUGAUAGAUUUAAAAAAAAACUCCAAAAAAACAAAGUUAAACAAUCGGUUUGGGUUUACAGUGCACAUGACACAACUAUCGCCAACGUUUUAAACGCCUUCAAGCUUUUUGAAUGGCACAAUCCACCUUACACUGCCUGUAUAUUGAUUGAACUUCGAAUAGAUUACAACAAAAGGCCGUUAAUUUCUAUAUUUUACAAAAACUCAUCUAAAACGCCAGAACCUUUGCUAAUUCCUGAAUGCGGAAUACAAUGUCCACUUAGUCAAAUGUAUAAUUUAUAUAAAGAAAUAUUGCCUGAUGACUGGGAAAAAGAAUGCAAGUUGCCGAAUUUGUGGAUAAUGGCUUAUGACAGCUAUGCGACUGAAUAUAGCUCAUCAACGUUAUUUAUUUUACUUGGUCUAUUUAUAACAAUUGGAGUUUUUAUGAGCGUCUUUUAUUUCAUAUCUAUAUAUUUGAGGAGGAGACAAUAUGUUAACUAUAGGUGUUAUGUUCAAUGAUGUUACUACAUUAACAAGAUUAGCAAAAUUGUUUAAAAGUUAUACACUAUAUAAAAGAAUUCUUGUACCACCGAAUAUUUACUUUGAAUUUGACUAACAUGAUUUUAUCUAUAUAUUAUAUUAUUUUAAAGUACAUUAGUGAAUUUGUCAGAUAUUAUUGUGAUGUUUAAAAUAACUAUGUCGCCAAUUAUUUUCUAUUUAAAAACUUAUUUUCCAUUUAAAAUUUAAGCAUAAAUUAUGUAAUAAUAAUUGUCUAAAAUACAAUUUAUGGUCUCAUUGUUAAACUUUUUAAAGAUUCAAUAAUCUAAAUAUAUU